Lotus japonicus is the source of this 1692-nucleotide messenger RNA. Its product is annotated as protein FAR1-RELATED SEQUENCE 5-like. The record is from RefSeq and is a predicted model, not a curated record. Gene Ontology annotation, biological process: regulation of DNA-templated transcription. Bases 1 to 1692 code for a protein of 563 amino acids. NCBI's taxonomy places the organism in Eukaryota, Viridiplantae, Streptophyta, Magnoliopsida, Fabales, Fabaceae. Gene Ontology annotation, molecular function: zinc ion binding. The transcript has a single exon.
AUGAAUGAGGCUGACAUUACUCAAUUGAAUAGCUUUAGGAAGUCAGGCAUUACAACUCCACAGGCUUAUGGUGUGUUUGCCAACCAGAUGGGUGGAUAUCAAAAUGUUCCAUUUGGACCUAGACAAAUGUACAAUGAAAAAUUUAAAAAGAAGAAGGUGGAAGUAUGUGAUGCUAGAGGUGUGAUCGGUUUCUUAUGUAAUUUGAAGGAAAAGGAUCCUGACUUGAUGUGGAAACACACCUCUAAUGAGGAAGGAAGGUUGAACAAGUUGUUUUGGAGUGAUGGAAUCAGCCGGGACAACUAUUUAUUGUUUGGGGAUGUGUUGGCAUUUGAUGCCACAUACAAGAAAAACAAGUACAAGCGGCCACUUGUGCUUUUCUCUGGAGCUAAUCAUCACAAUCAGACAAUUAUCUUUGCUGUAGCUUUAGUUUCUGAUGAGAAAGAGGAGACAUAUGUUUGGUUGCUUGACAAUUUGUUAGAUGCAAUGCGGGGGAAAACACUGGUAUCAGUAAUCACAUAUGGAGAUCUGGCAAAGAAAAAUGCAAUUAAAAGUGUGUUUCCAAAUGCGCAUCACAGGUUAUGUGCUUGGCAUCUUCUUCGGAAUGCAGUAAGCAAUGUUUCAGAACCCAAGUUUGUUCAAAUGUUUUCAAGAUGCGUGCUUUGGGAUCUUGAAAUUGUGGAGUUUGAGGACAGGUGGGCUCAAAUGGUUAUUGAAUGUGGGUGUGAAGACAAUGUUUGGGUUCAGGAUUUGUAUGAGCGGAGGAAGAUGUGGGCUGCUGCAUAUAUGCGGGGUGAAUUCUUUGCGGGCUUUCGUACAACCUCUCGGGUUGAGGGAUUACAUGCCCAAGUUGGGAAGUUUGUAGACUCAUGGAACAAUUUGACUGAUUUUAUGCACAACUUCUUUCGAUAUAUGAGUUAUCAGCGACAAAGGGAACUUGAAGCAGAUUUUGCAUCAAUGCACGGUGACCAUGUGCCGCAAACACAAUUGAAGAGGCUUGAAAAGUCAGCUUCCAACCAUUACACGAGCAACAUUUUCAGGCUUGUCUCUAAGGGUCUUCACCGGUGUUUGAUGCUAAAGGUUAGUCUUUUCAAGGAGACUUCAACUUGCAUCAUUUACUUUGUGGAAAGGUUUUCUUUGUCUAGUAGGAGAUGGAAUGUGACUCUGUGUAAAACAACCAGUGAGUUCAAGUGCUCUUGUAUGAGGAUGGAAUCAUAUGAUAUUCCAUGCGAUCAUAUUCUUGUUGUUAGUAGAUAUCUAGACCUGCCUGAAAUUCCCUCAUCAUUAAUUAUGGGGAGAUGGACCAAGGAUGCAAAAGAGAGGCUUGAGCUGCGUGGGGAACAAUUGGGUGCAUGGGACCCCAUGGAUCUAUGUAGAUUUACAGUAUUGAGGGAAAACUGUAGGCGAAUGUGUAAAGCAGCAUGUAGAGCACCGGAAACAUUCCGGGACACAAAUGAACUGGUUCUAAAGCAAGCAAGGAAGUUGGAGAAAUUGGAGAAAGGUGAUGGAGUGAAACAAACUGUACAUGUGGUGGCCAAUGAUGCUGAUCAAUACUUGCGUGACCCACUCAAACCCAUCAAAAGGCGCAUUGGUGGUGCCUCUAGAGGUAGUGGACCGGGGAGGCGUACUUCCCACUGUGGUCUUUGCGGAGGGGCAGGACAUAAUCGGAAAACAUGUCUACGGGCUACACAGUGA